Molecule: messenger RNA, 4974 nt
Organism: Eucalyptus grandis
Lineage: Eukaryota; Viridiplantae; Streptophyta; Magnoliopsida; Myrtales; Myrtaceae
Product: auxin response factor 19
Biological process (GO): regulation of DNA-templated transcription; response to hormone
Cellular component (GO): nucleus
Molecular function (GO): protein binding; DNA binding
Source: RefSeq, a predicted model, not a curated record
GAGAGCAUCAAAGAGAGGCGUGUGAAACUUAGGUGGAAUCUGAGGAGCCGAAAAGAUGUUUGUGGGGACUGAUUAUUGGAGGAGGCGGAGGAGGAGCAGGAAGGAAGGUUAAAUAAUGUCCAUCGGGGAAGCAUAUAACGACGCGCUUCCGUGCAUAAAUUUCCACGGUCCGUCAUCAAGAUUUUGAGGGAAAAGAAGGUAAAAUAUGGGAAAAGGAUUUGUGGGUUUUCUUUAACCAUGCCAUGCUCAGCUCAGUCCAUUUCAUGUCGGCCUGUUACAAUAGCAAGAAAGCACAAUAAGCAUUUAAAAAAAUAAAGCUGUCUUGGCUCUGCUCCUUUGCUUGCCUUUUCUCUUUGCUUUUCCUUCUUGGUCUCUGAUUUCUCGGCGACAAGUCAGUUUCUCUCCACCUUGAUCCCGGCCACCCUCUCUCUCUAAGUUCUCUCUCUUUCUUGCUCUGUCUCAAAUCCCAAAAUCUUCUCUUUUUGUCUCUCUCCUUCUCCUUCUCCUUCUCCAUUUUUUUUUGGCUCCCCAUUAUUUGCUGCUGCUGCUGCUGCUGCUUACCCAGUUCUUGAUUUCCUCCCGCCCUUCUUUCUUUCUCCGGGGAUCUAGAAUUCGGAUUAGAGCCUGCCCAGAAUCUGUUCUUGGCUGGAGAUUUAGCUGAAUCAGCUGUUCUGUGCAUCAUUGGAACUUUACAGGUGCAAAGCAAUCGGGUUUUGGUGGGGAAAGUGGCAAUCUUUUAGCAAAUCUUUUUUGGGUCGCGGGGUUCUCUUUUUCUCUUUCAGCUGGGAAGCAGCUGAAGGCUGCUGAAGAGGGAGCUUUGAGAGUUUCCCCGGUGUAGUCUUUGAGCUGAAAGCACUUGGUGGGUAGAAACAGAGGUGGGUUCUGAUUGGUUGGUUUCGUGUGUGGAGAUGGUGUCGUGGUUGUAUUUGGAAGAAAUUGAUUGCCGCAAUUGUUUUGGGAAAAUGGGUUGGAGGUUAUGGUGAAGUACUUUAAGGUCUGUUGUGGAAGCCAACUUGAAAGGAGGUUCAGAAUAGAAGUUUGGCGGAGUUAAUUAGCGAUACUAAGUAUGAAGGUUCCUUCCAAUGGAUUUUUAGCUGGUGGUGGGGAAGGUGAAAAGAAGAGUAUAAAUUCAGAGUUAUGGCAUGCUUGUGCGGGGCCAUUGGUGUCUUUGCCUCCAGUUGGGAGUCUCGUGGUCUACUUUCCCCAAGGCCACAGUGAGCAAGUUGCAGCAUCAAUGCAGAAGGAGACUACUUGUGUACCCAGCUACCCCAAUCUGCCAAAGUUGAUAUGCAUGCUUCACAAUGUGACAUUGCAUGCUGAUCUCGAAACUGAUGAAGUCUAUGCACAAAUGACCCUUCAACCCGUAAGCAAAUAUGACCAGGAGGCGCUACUGGCAUCUGAUAUGGGCCUCAAGCAAAGCAGGCAGCCUACAGAGUUUUUCUGCAAGACGCUUACGGCUAGCGACACAAGUACUCAUGGUGGAUUUUCAGUUCCUCGUCGAGCUGCUGAGAAGAUCUUCCCAUCACUAGAUUUUACUAUGCAGCCACCUUGCCAGGAGCUAACGGCUAGAGAUUUGCAUGAUAAUUCGUGGACAUUCAGACAUAUUUACCGAGGCCAGCCAAAAAGGCACUUGCUCACUACUGGUUGGAGUGUCUUUGUCAGCACAAAGAGGCUCUUUGCUGGUGAUUCUGUUCUCUUCAUUAGGGAUGAAAAGUCACAGCUUCUAUUGGGGAUAAGGCGAGCUAAUAGGCAGCAGCCCGCUCUCUCCUCAUCUGUCAUAUCUAGCGAUAGCAUGCAUAUUGGAAUUCUUGCAGCUGCAGCUCAUGCUGCGGCGAACAACAGCCCUUUCACUAUAUUUUACAAUCCGAGGGCAAGUCCUUCUGAAUUCGUGAUCCCCUUGGCUAAGUACAAUAAAGCAUUUUAUACUCAAGUUUCUCUUGGCAUGAGAUUCAGAAUGAUGUUUGAGACCGAGGAGUCGGGAGUCCGAAGAUACAUGGGUACAAUCACUGGAAUUAGUGAUUUGGAUUCUGUGAGAUGGAAAAACUCCCAGUGGCGCAAUCUCCAGGUGGGGUGGGACGAGUCGACAGCCGGUGAACGACCAAGCAGAGUUUCAAUGUGGGAAAUAGAGCCUGUUGUAACUCCUUUUUACAUAUGUCCACCUCCUUUUUUUCGGCCCAAGUUUCCUAGGCAACCUGGUAUGCCUGAUGAUGAGUCUGAUGUAGAAAAUGCUUUCAAGAGGGCCAUGCCUUGGCUUGGAGAUGAGUUUGGCAUCAAGGACACGCCUAACUCAAUCUUCCCUGGCUUGAGUUUGAUGCAGUGGAUGAGCAUGCAGCAGAGUAAUCCACUUCAAGCCACUCAAUCCGGACUUCUACCUCCAAUGCUUUCUUCCACUGGUUUACACAAUAACCUUGGCAUCGACGACCCCUCCAAAUUGCUAAGUUUCCAAGCCCCCACCCAAGGUCUUCAAUUUAAUAAAACGAAUCCACAAAAUCAAGUCAGUCAAUUGCUGCAACCGUCUAUGGCUUGGUCUCAACAGCACCAGCUUCAGCAACUGUUGCAGAAUCCUCUGGGCCACCAGCAGCAGCAGCAGCAGCAGCAGCUGCAGCGCCAACAACAGCAGCAAUUGCAGUCGUCACAGCAGCAGACGCCCCAACAGCUGCCACAGUCACAACCACCUCAACAGCAGCCGCUGCAGCCACAACAGUUUCAACAGCAAUCACCUCAUCAGCCGUCACAACAAACGUCACAACAGCAACAAGUAGUGCAAACGCCUCUUGGAAAUGGUGGGGUGGUUACAUCUAAUCAGUUCCCCAGCCAGAUGGUGCAGCAAUCAGCUUUAUACUCUCAACUACAGCAGCAGCAGCAGCAACAGCAGCAGCAACUGCUGACCACCCAAAAUGCACCAUCCCAGCCAAGCAUACUCGGUAUCAAUAAAGUUCCUGUGCAUCCAACAUCUGUAUCACAAGAUUCAAAAUUUCAGUCACAGAUGGAGCAGCAGCAACCUAGCCUCUUACAGAGGCAUCAGCAGCAGCCGAUGCAGAUGCAACCUUCCUCACUUCUGCAGCAGAGCUGGACACAAAGGGCACAGCCGCAACUGCAGCCACAGCUUCCGCAGGUAUUGCAGCAGAAUUUAUCAGAGCAGCAGAUUCAACUACAACUGCAGAAAUUGCAGCAGCAGCAGCAGCAUCAACAACAACUGCCCAACCCUGCAGGCCCUCUUUUGCAGCCUCAAUUGCAACAGCAACAGCAACAGCAACAGCAACAGCAACAUCAACAGCAAGUUGUUCCGCAGAAUCAGAUGCCUUUGUCUCAACAACAGCUCGUCUGCAACAGCCUUCCCACUCCGGCUCUCUUGCCACCCCAACCAUCAAAUCCCAACCACCUUUAUGGACAGCAGAAGGCACUUACUGCUGUUAGAGCUCUCUCUGGGCUCACAGAUGGAGAUGGUCCUUCAUGCUCUACCUCUCCUUCUACUAAUAACUGCCAUAUCCCCUCGUCUAACUUUCUCUGCAAGAAUCAAGUAGCGCAACCUGUAUUAGUUGGGGAUUCAUCUUUAAUAGAACCCAUGAAUCAUCUAAUUCAAGAACAUCAAAUGAAGCCUGAUGCCCGCAUCAAGCAUGAAUUGCCAAGCUCAAAGGGGCAUGACCAACUGAAAUAUAAGGCUUCUGUUACUGAUCCCCUAGAAGUGUCAUCAUCUGCAACAUCAUACUGCCUAGAUGCUACCGCAGCUCAGCAGAAUUUUUCGCUUCCGACAUUUUGUUUGGACAGUGAUGUUCAAUCACAACCUCGCAACACCUCGCCUUUUGCUGCUAAUAUCGACAAUUUGGCAGCUGAUACAUUGCUUUCGAGGGGUUUUGAUUCUCAGAAGGAUCUUCAAAACUUGCUUUCAACUUAUGGUGGUGGUACUCCAAGAGAUAUCGAGACCGAGUUAUCCACUGCUGCAAUCAGUUCACAGUCGUUUGGGGUGCCAAGCAUGCCUUUUAAGGCUGGCUGUUCAAACGAUGUUGCAAUCAAUGACACUGGGGUUUUGAAUGGUGGAAUUUGGUCUAGUCAGACUCAACGUAUGAGGACAUAUACCAAGGUUCAAAAGCGUGGUUCCGUCGGGAGAUCCAUCGACAUAACCCGUUAUAGAGGUUAUGAUGAACUUAGGCGGGACUUGGCUCGCAUGUUUGGAAUUGAAGGACAGUUAGAAGACCCACAUCGGACAGAUUGGAAGCUAGUCUACAUGGAUCAUGAAAAUGACAUACUGCUUGUUGGUGACGAUCCUUGGGAGGAAUUUGUAACAUGUGUUCAAAGCGUAAAGAUUCUGUCAUCUACCGAAGUACAGCAAAUGAGCUUGGAUGGGGACUUGGGCCUUGUACCCAUUCCGAACCAAGCGUCUAGUGGAACCGACAGCGGAAACGCAUGGAGAGGUCACUACGACGAUAACUCGGCUGCCUCAUUUAACCGAUAAGACGACUAUAACUCGGCUGCCUCAUUUAACCGAUAAGAUUUGCAGGUGAUAUAUUGAUUAGUAGAUAGUGCCAAUGCUUUAGCCCGCGGGUUGGCAGAGGGAGAUCAACUGCUCGCUGGAACUGUGACCAAAGAGAUUCACGUGGUAAGAUUCAAGGUCAAGCAAGCUGUUUUCAGUUUCAAGCGGAUGAGAAGCCAUAAUUUGGGGAUUGCUUUGUUAACUCACGAAGAUAUCGGUGCAAAAUUAAUCUUCUGGCUAACCCAGAGUGGCUGUCCUUUUUGUGACCUUUUUUAUUAUUAUUGUGGAUUGUAGAAGUAGAUAUGAAGAUUCAGGCAAUAGAUGUGGCAAGAAGUUGUUCAUUGACACAUGGGAAAAAGAGGAGUGGAAGUAUAUAUACUUGUGGAAAGCUGACUGUAGUUUCCCUCUGUAAAUUGUAUGGUGAUCUUAACAGUCACAUGAGCAUCAGCAGCUGCCACCCUCUUGCCAGCUGAAACAAAGUUAAUUUGGCCCAAUCUGGAUUA